This is a messenger RNA of Babesia sp. Xinjiang, 798 nucleotides long. Its product is annotated as Acidic leucine-rich nuclear phosphoprotein 32-related protein. The transcript has a single exon. NCBI's taxonomy places the organism in Eukaryota, Apicomplexa, Aconoidasida, Piroplasmida, Babesiidae. Gene Ontology annotation, molecular function: histone binding. Gene Ontology annotation, cellular component: nucleus. The record is from RefSeq and is a predicted model, not a curated record. The coding region runs from base 1 to 798 and encodes 265 amino acids.
AUGGAUGCCGCUAUUAAGAACCAGCUCAAGGCUAUUCGUGAGGAGCUCGAGUUAAAAGAAGGAGAUGAAACAGUAUACACACACGUUCGGGAGUUAAUCCUGGACGGAACACCUAUCAAGACUUUGAACCCUAGCGAUGCUGAUUUGUUAUCUAAAUGCAAGAAUUUGGUGAAACUUUCGCUCAAUGGAACAGGACUUAACUCCUUGACCAACUUCCCUGAGCUUCGUUCACUAAAGGUACUAGAAAUGACUGACAAUCACCUCUCGGACACUGUUAUCUUUUCUAUGAUACCAACUCUAUUCCCGAAUUUGAGCAUGCUCCACCUAGGUGGAAACCACCUCAAAUCACUAGAUGAAAUUCACCUACUUAGCAGUAUGAAACACCUUGUGGCCCUGGGGUUGGCAAUGAACCCACUGGCUGCUGCUGAUGACUACAGGGACCGUGUCUUUGCAGCACUUCCUAAACUGCAAAGCCUCGACCAGGUUGAUCACGAGGGUGUCGAGCGCCACGUGGACUCCGACGCAGAAUACUACGAUGAAGAGGAUGAUGAUGAGGAAGACGAUGUACUUAAGAAGUUUUAUGAAGCGAACUACAACAGUGAUGACGACCAGAACGACGAUGAAUUCGUCCCCGAUGACGCACAAGAAGAGGAAGAAGAUGUAUACGAGGACGACGACGAUGAAGAGGAUGGUGACGAGGAUGAGGAAGCGGAUGAAGGUGAUGCAGCCACAUCCAGCCAUAAACGCCCACGUUCUGAUUCUGACGAUGAGACGGAAGCCAAGCGCAAGGCCUCUUAA